Thelazia callipaeda (thelaziosis nematode) is the source of this 603-nucleotide messenger RNA. The record is from the annotation of a GenBank genome assembly. NCBI's taxonomy places the organism in Eukaryota, Metazoa, Nematoda, Chromadorea, Rhabditida, Thelaziidae.
AUGAGUGAACCUGGUAACAAUAUGUUGUAUCCGAAAGAAGACAAGGAAAACAGGCAAUUAUUGUACGCAUGUCGAAACUGUGAUCAUAAGCAACUCUCGGAGAACCCGUGUAUUUACGUUAACAAGUUGAUGCAUGAAGUGGAUGAAUUGACGCAAAUUGUUGCUGAUGUCGUUCAUGAUCCGACAUUACCAAAAACAGAAGAUCAUCCUUGUCCAAUGUGUCAAGGACGAGAAGCUGUAUUUUUUCAAGCACAAUCUAGAAGAGCUGAGGAAGAGAUGAGGUUGUACUAUGUUUGUAUGAAUCAAAGCUGCGCACAUAGUGGCUAUGAUAGUGUUGGUGGUAACGAUACAAAAGCAACAAUAUCUUCAGCAUUGAUUUCGAAUGUUUGGGAAAUUUUUGAAAGGCAAGGCAUACGUGAAAACCUGCUAGAAAUGUUAAUAGAAUGUGAAAAUGGAACAAUUGUUGUGACACGUGUAGCAAAUAUGCUAUUGGCGAUAAAAUGUGAAAAUGAAGUACCACUAGGCCUUCUUCGAGCAAAGCUACGUGCACUUGCCGAUUACCUUUAUACUCCUUUAACUACUGUUUCUUCUAAGGAUGGCUAG